Pelodiscus sinensis (Chinese soft-shelled turtle) is the source of this 2694-nucleotide messenger RNA. NCBI's taxonomy places the organism in Eukaryota, Metazoa, Chordata, Testudines, Trionychidae. The record is from RefSeq and is a predicted model, not a curated record.
UUCAGGUAAAGAGGAGCUGAAAUCUGGCCAGUCUAUGUCACCCUCGGAUUUCCUGGACAAGCUCAUGGGGAAAACAUCAGGGUAUGACGCCCGGAUUCGCCCCAACUUCAAAGGGCCGCCUGUCAACGUGACAUGCAACAUCUUCAUCAACAGCUUUGGCUCCGUCACAGAAACCACCAUGGAUUACCGGGUGAACGUCUUCCUGCGCCAGCAGUGGAACGACCCCCGCCUGGCCUACAGGGAAUACCCGGACGACUCACUGGACCUGGACCCCUCCAUGCUGGACUCCAUCUGGAAGCCCGAUUUGUUCUUUGCCAACGAGAAAGGGGCCAACUUCCACGAGGUCACCACCGACAACAAGCUGCUGCGCAUCUUCAAGAACGGCAACGUGCUGUACAGCAUCAGGCUGACGCUGAUCCUCUCCUGCCCCAUGGAUCUCAAGAACUUCCCCAUGGACAUCCAGACAUGCACCAUGCAGCUGGAGAGCUUCGGCUACACCAUGAAUGACCUGAUCUUUGAGUGGCUGGAAGAGCAAGAAGCUGUCCAAGUGGCCGAGGGCUUGACGCUCCCGCAGUUUAUUCUGAGGGACGAGAAGGAUCUGGGCUACUGUACAAAGUAUUACAACACAGGGAAGUUCACCUGCAUCGAGGUGAAGUUCCACCUAGAGAGGCAAAUGGGCUAUUACCUGAUCCAGAUGUACAUCCCCAGCCUGCUGAUUGUCAUCCUCUCCUGGGUCUCCUUUUGGAUCAACAUGGACGCGGCCCCCGCCCGGGUCGGGCUGGGGAUCACCACAGUGCUGACCAUGACCACCCAGAGUGCAGGCUCCCGCGCCUCUCUGCCGAAGGUCUCCUACGUGAAGGCCAUUGACAUCUGGAUGGCCGUGUGCCUGCUCUUCGUCUUCGCUGCCCUGCUGGAGUACGCGGCCGUCAACUUCGUCUCGCGCCAGCACAAGGAGUUCAUGCGCCUGCGCAGGAGGCAGCGACGCCAGAGGAUGGAGGAAGAGGUGGUCCGCGAGAGCCGCUUCUACUUCCGCGGCUACGGCCUCGGCCACUGCCUACACAUGAGGGAUGGUGGUGCCGCGGAGGGCCCCAGCAUCUACAGCCCACCUCCCCCGGCCCCCUUCCUGAGGGAGGGGGAGGUCGUCUUCAGGCACUACGUCGACAGGGCCAAGCGGAUCGACACCAUCUCCCGAGCCGUCUUCCCCUUCACCUUCCUGGUGUUUAACGUCUUCUACUGGGUGAUCUACAAAGUGCUGCGGUCCGAGGAGAUCCACCAGGCACCCUGAGGCCACAUGAAACAUGGCGCCAUGCAGGGGAGCCGCCUCAUCUUCCUGGUCUCGGGUGCGCCCGCCCGGCUGUGUGGGCUGGCCUCUGUCCCCAGCACCAGUCAGGGCAUUAGUAGCUUUGCCGGGGCCUUGUCUCGCUCUGAGCCGGAACGUCUAGGACCAGCUGAGAAACCUGGACACAUGCUGCCCGCGAGAACCUAGCCCUACUCCAUCCACCCCUACCCCAGCAUGGUGUUGGGGGUCGCUGUGCUGCUUGUUAUUAAUGAGAUCUUGAGCUCGUCUGGGCAAGGCCCAUCCCGCCCUGCAAACCAGACCCGGCAGCAAUGGACAGACACCACUCCGGGGGGUAUUUACAUUCUUCCGCUGAUAUUUACAUUCUUGGCCGUCUCAUCUCCUUGCUCUUGUCCUUAAUUCUUUAUGGCCACGGGGCAGAGGCGCUGCUGGAGGGGGGCCCCAUGGGGUGAGUAUGUCAAGAGCAAGUCACCCAGCCUCCUCCCACACUCUUAGGAGACUGGUCAGAAAGCGGCAGUGCAGCAGAGAGCCCUGGACCAGCUCUGGAGAUGGUUCCGGCUGGCUGUCUAGGGGCCACAUUUAUGUUCUUGACUUCCUCUGUGAAGAAACGCUCCCAGUCCUCCCCUGGAUCCAGCCCAUCCGUUCCCCUUCUCCUCUCCCGCCGGACGGAGCCACACACCUCAUGCAGUGCUCUAGCGUAGAUUUCAGGUGCAGGAGGGAAAGGGUGGUUUUAAAAAAAGCCACAAUAAAUAAGGGCCCAUCCUGUGCAGGAUGAGCCACCGUAACUCCUGCUAGUUAAACUGGAACGUAACGGUGCUCAGAACCAAAGAGAAGGUCUGAUGAGACUGAGCUCUCUCGCAAAGGUGCCAGGGGGCAGCCGAGGUCUCUGAGGUGCUGUUGACUCCAAAGAGGAGGAGGGGUUGUCUUGUCGGCGUCCAAAGGGCAGGGAUUCUGGGGAUGGCCAGGAUCCCUAGAUCAGCACUUUUGAUCUCUCCUGGGGAGUUGCCUCCUGCCACAGUGAGAACAGGAUCAAAUCCUGCUGGGGCAGGAAGAGGUAAGGCAUGUGCUUUCAACCCUAAAAAGGCAGAAGGAGGAAGUGCUGGCUUUCACCAGUCUACUUCCAUUCCCCACCUAUUUGCCCUCCCCAGCACCACUAGGCUAGCUGGAUAAUGUUAUACUGGAUCCAAGUCACCCCGUUGUAAUUCUGUUGAAGUCAGCAGCAUUAUAUCAUGGCUAUUUGGUCACGUAACCUAGGCCUAAAUCUUCAGGGUUCUAAUAAUCUGGGGAAGGACAGACCUGCAAUAGCUUAGAAAAAUCCACGGCUCUUCCCCAAGAAAGAAAAGCAAUAGGCACAGUUUAUAUAGGUCCUACAAAAAAACAAUGUGGCUAUGUCUAGA